Strigops habroptila (Kakapo) is the source of this 7046-nucleotide messenger RNA. It is a transcript of the gene QRICH1, whose product is annotated as glutamine rich 1. The record is from RefSeq and is a predicted model, not a curated record. The coding region runs from base 229 to 2550 and encodes 773 amino acids. The transcript has 12 exons. Lineage: Eukaryota; Metazoa; Chordata; Aves; Psittaciformes; Psittacidae.
UUGCGGGGGGUUGAAUGUAAGAUGGCGCCCAGGGAGCUGUGAGGGGAAAAGACUCGGGGCCGAGGCGGCGGCGCGACGCGACGGCGGCAGUGGGGCCGGGGUGAGGCGGGGCCGGGCAGGGGUACACCGCGGAGCCGCCGCGCCUGAACGUUACAAGUCUAAGAGCUCAGGACAAGAGCAGCAGAAAUACAUGCAACAUGGUGACUGGAACCCUGAGGACCUUGCAAUAUGAAUAAUUCUCUGGAGAACACCAUUUCUUUUGAAGAAUACAUCCGUGUGAAGGCACGAACGAUCCCCCAGCACAGGAUGAAGGAGUUCCUGGACUCCCUUGCUUCCAAGGGCCCAGAAGCUCUGCAGGAGUUCCAGCAGACAGCCACCACCACCAUGGUGUAUCAGCAGGGUAGCAACUGCAUUUACACGGACAGCACAGAGGUGGCCGGGUCUUUGCUUGAACUUGCUUGUCCUGUGACAACCAGUGUCCAGCAGCAAACUCAGCCAGAGCAGCAGAUACAGGUUCAGCAACCCCAGCAAGUCCAGGUUCAGGUCCAGGUCCAGCAGUCACCACAGCAGGUCUCCGCCCAGCAGCUCUCUCCACAGCUCACUGUCCAUCAGGCUUCGGAGCAGCCAAUACAGGUCCAAGUGCAGAUCCAAGGGCAGGCGCAGCAGCAGGCAUCCCAGACAAUACAGAGUCAGUCUCUUCAGAGCCCCAGCCCAUCUCAGCUGCAGGCAGCUCAAAUCCAAGUGCAGCACGUGCAGACUGCCCAGCAGAUCCAGGCUGCGGAGAUACAGGAGGAACACAUACAACACCAGCAGAUCCAGGCCCAGCUUGUGGCAGGACAGGCCAUUACUGGUGGCCAGCAGAUACAGAUCCAAACAGUUGGGGCACUGUCACCUCCACCUUCUCAGCAGGGCUCUCCACGAGAGGGAGAGCGGCGGAUCAGCACUGCCAGUGUCCUUCAGCCCGUGAAGAAGCGUAAGGUAGAUAUGCCUAUCACUGUAUCAUAUGCUAUUUCAGGGCAGCCAGUUGCCACCGUGCUGGCCAUUCCUCAGGGCCAGCAGCAAAGUUACGUCUCUUUAAGGCCAGACUUGUUAACAGUGGACAGUGCCCACCUGUACAGUGCCACUGGGACCAUUACUAGCCCCACUGGAGAGACUUGGACCAUCCCUGUUUACUCUGCUCAGCCACGAGGUGACCUUCAGCAGCAAAACAUAACCCACAUUGCCAUCCCUCAGGAGGCCUACAACGCCGUCCACGUCAGCGGCUCGCCGACGACACUGGCUACCGUGAAGCUGGAAGAUGACAAGGACAAGAUGGUGGGAAGUACUUCAGUAGUGAAGAACUCUCACGAGGAGGUGGUGCAGACUCUUGCUAAUUCGCUCUUUCCAGCGCAGUUUAUGAAUGGCAACAUCCACAUUCCAGUGGCAGUGCAGGCUGUGGCAGGGACGUACCAGAACACAGCGCAGACAGUGCACAUAUGGGACCCGCAGCAGCAGCAGCAGCAGCCCACACCCCAGGAGCAGGGGCAGCAGCAGCAGCAGCUACAAGUCACUUGCUCGGCUCAAACUGUUCAGGUUGCUGAAGUUGAACCACAACCACAGCCACAGACUUCACCUGAACUUCUACUUCCAAACUCUCUGAAGCCAGAAGAAGGGCUUGAAGUCUGGAAAAGCUGGGCACAGACCAAGAAUGCAGAGCUGGAAAAAGAAGCCCAAAAUAGGCUAGCACCUAUUGGAAGGCGCCAGCUGCUGAGGUUCCAGGAGGAUCUCAUCUCCUCAGCCGUGGCUGAGCUCAAUUAUGGGCUAUGCUUAAUGACACGAGAAGCUCGAAAUGGUGAUGGUGAACCCUAUGAUCCAGAUGUGCUCUACUACAUCUUCCUGUGCAUUCAGAAGUAUCUCUUUGAAAAUGGCCGAGUAGAUGACAUCUUCUCAGAUCUCUACUACAUUCGGUUCACUGAAUGGCUGCAUGAAGUUCUGAAGGACGUCCAGCCCCGUGUUUCCCCUCUCGGUUAUGUCCUCUCCAGUCAUGUAACAGAAGAGAUGCUGUGGGAGUGUAAGCAGCUGGGAGCUCACUCCCCUUCCACCUUGCUCACUACACUGAUGUUUUUUAAUACAAAAUACUUCCUGUUGAAAACAGUAGACCAGCACAUGAAGCUGGCCUUCUCCAAGGUGUUGAGGCAGACCAAGAAGAACCCUUCUAAUCCCAAGGAUAAAAGCACGAGUAUCCGCUAUCUGAAGGCUCCUGGCAUACACCAGACAGGACAGAAAGUUACAGAUGACAUGUAUGCAGAGCAGACUGAGAAUCCAGAGAACCCCCUGAGGUGUCCCAUAAAGCUGUAUGACUUCUACCUCUUCAAAUGCCCCCAGAGUGUGAAAGGCCGGAAUGACACGUUUUACUUGACACCGGAGCCAGUGGUGGCCCCCAACAGCCCGAUCUGGUAUUCCAUCCAGCCCAUCAGCAGGGAGCAGAUGGAGCAGAUGCUCACCCGGAUCCUGGUGAUACGAGAGAUUCAGGAAGCUAUUGCCGUGGCUAAUGCCAGCACCAUGCACUAAGAAAACAUGAACCUACAGGAUUGGCCUGGCUGGCUGGGGCCUCUGCCUCCUUGGAGCACGUGCAGCCUAGAGGGCACAGAAUGAUGGAUGGACCUGCUCAGCCAGUGGAGGAGAGGCAGGCAUCUUCUUUUCUUGUGCUUGGACGUUAAUUUGCUGUUAUCUUGGAAGGAAGAGGAGAGAGUGAACUGCAAUUGUGAUUUAUACAAAAACAAAAGCAAACCAACGAUUUCUAUUCAGACCUUUAAGUGACAUUUUUAGAUGUUAAAAGUACAAACUUUACCACACUCUUUUUUUUUUUGGGUUUUUUUUUUUUUUUUUGGCCUAACGUUGAGGCCUUAAACCUUGAGGCUCCUGUGCCUGAUGGAAUUCUUGUAACAUACACUUGUGUAUCAUAUAAAGAUACCACCCUGUUUCUCUUAUGUAUUCUUACUCUAGUUGUUUAUUAAGAAUGACGAGCACGUCUUUUCAACAUGCCAUUGAACAAUGUGUCUUUAUUUGGGGAAGAGUGAGCUGUGAGGGUGGGGGGGGUCAUUACACAAAGGUCAGUAUGCAAACUGGUUGUUUUCAUCCCUGUUUGUGCUUUCCAGCUCGACUCCGCUGGACUUUUCACCUAAAUUAGGAAGGUAGAAGGAGAUUAAACUUCUGCUGAAGGACCUGAAUGUCUGCUUGCUGAUGGAAGCUCAGUGUCAGGCUAGGAACGUGGGAUCUGUGAGACCAGCUCAGACUGUCCUAAUGUUCUGUGGCCAGCCUGUGAGGCUUCACCCUUAGGCAAAUCCCCCUCUCCUCAGCUUCACAAACACGUCACACCAACAGCAUGAUGGAGGGGUGUUGGAGGGAAAAGGCCUUCCAGGAGCAGCACAUGGCUUACUCCUGCUGUUUAACAGGCCUUGUCACAGUUUUUAACGCAGCUGUGUAGCUUCUGGCAUCGUCCAUGAUCAUAACCCCCAGCCCUUUAGCCUUGCCUUGCUGCAUCUUAAAUGGUUGCUGUAUUUUAUACCAUUAACAAAUAGUCUGCUCUUUCGAAGCCAGCGGGUAGCCAACCGUGCUUGAAAUGGGAGAUCACUCCAGCCAGGCUUGUUUGUGCCACCAGCUUCUUGGAUGCGGAGAGAUGACUCUGCUUCUUGAACUUGUCUUCCCUGCUUCUCCAUCCAAUGUCCUUUCCCUGUUCCAAAAUAUAUAGAUGCAUAUUUAAAUAUAUCUUACAGUAAAAGGACUUAAACUUGUGUACAGGCAAGCGAUUUUUCUGAAGCUUCUGUUGGCCAGCACCUGUAUUGAGAAGGAAGGUCUGCCCCCUCUGUCAGUGUCAAUGCUGAGAGUAGCCACAGUGUUCCCUGUCUUUGUGCUCUUGAGCAGGCUUGAGGUGUGCAGGCUGAGAGAGACUUGAGCUUCUGAUGCUUCGUAUUGAUGUUGGUGUUCAUGAGGAAGCAGCUGUGCUUGAGUUGGUUGUCAGUUUGUUCCCUGAACAGGACUCCGUGCUCAAAUAGGUGCAGAGAGGUGGAGUGGCAAUGCGCUGUUGUUCCCUAGGACCUGGGCUGUGAAGUAGGCUCGUAGCUCAGUGUCUGCUCUCAGAGUUAUGCCAGGGGAAAACCAGCCUGGAGCUGGUGCCCAGAUCCCAGUGGGUGAGUUGGGAAGCUGGUGCCUGGGUGUGUGUAGUGCUGGGAGCUCGUAUGAGCUCAGUCCAGCCGCUGGGAGCCAGCAGUUGCUCCCUGUCGGGGUGGCUGUUGGGAUUGCUGGUGCUGCUUCAGCUGUCAGAAGCCUCUAAUCCCUUCACUGUAUCUUAGCGACUGCAGUGUCCAUCUCUAGCCCUAGUUUAAGUAUUUAAGGACAUGGUUAGGGGCAAGUUCCAAGCAGCUGGGUGUGCUUGUUGCUUGGGAUGCCCAACAGGCCUGCCCAGAGUGGAUUUCUCAUUCUUUUGGGCAGUUUGUCUUCUGAACAGAGUUGCAAAGGUGUGAGAGGAACUGCAGGCAGCUGUGCUCAGUGCGUGCUGGGCAGCACUGCAUGGGGAGCUAGCUCCAGCAUCCCCACAGCUCAGUGUGAGCAUGCUGCACUGUUUCCAUGAGAAAUGGUGUUGAAGUCAUCUGCCAUAUGCCCAGUGUACAAGUUGCUUCAUUAGGUGCCCUUGGGAGUCGCCUCUUACUCUAAAAAUUGCCAGAAGCUGGAUUCACUUGACAGAACAUUAGGGCAGUUGCAGGUUAGGGCUGAACUGAUGCCUCAGCUGAGCUUUCUGGGGAAACAGAAUUCCAUGUUCCCUUGAAAUUCUAGAUUGUGCACUUCCCUCACUGCCCUGAACUGCAGGAUGAUCCACAGUCUUGGCAGGGGAAGAGUUCUCCUUGAUCUUGCAGUGUACCACGUAAGAACUUGGCACGUGGUGAGCUCUGGAGAUCUGAGGGUUGGUUUUGUCCUGAAGGACCGAAGUGUUUCCAUUUCUCAUUGUCCAGCCAUACAUAGGAAAGGGAUUUGCUGAUGUGGAAGUGGACUGCUGUACUGUCUCAUCAGAACGUCCACCGUGUUCACUUCAUUCCCUAUUUUUAGAGACAAUCGAUAUACUGUGACUUAAGGAUUGUUUUCCUGGACCUGGCUUCUAGGCUGGCUCUCUGGAGCUGGUUUCAAAGGUACAGUAUUUCUAGAAUAUAAAUACUAUGUUCUUUGAUAGCGAAGAACAUGAUCUGCUCCCUUGUAGGGGCUCAUAGGAAGACGUGCCCAGAGUAGCACAGGAGCGUGCUGUGGCUUAGGGUUGCUAUCCAACUUCUGGGAUGUGUUCCCAGUCAAACGUGUAAAAUAGCUUUUUAACACUUUCCUAUAACCAGCUUGACUGCUGCUUUAAGGGCAUUCCCCUCAGCUCCCAGAGUGCCAAACCGCUAGCUCCUGUACGUGUAUGUAUUAAACAGGAACUCUGCGCCCUCCGCCUUGUAUGAGACAGGCUGAAAAUGAUCUCUGCAUAACUAAAGCUGAGAAGUCAGGCUAGAGACCCUGCCUUGUUGGUGUUGGUCUGUGCCCACCUUGUCCCUGUGGUGUGAAAGGAACCAUAGGAAGCGGAGCGCGACUGGCUAUUGUAAAGCACCUCACCUGCGGACGUGAGGCUCGUGUGCUGUCUGAUCUCUUGGCACUAGCAGCCUUGCUUUCCUAAGAGAACUCAUAGCUGCUUCCACACUUGUUCAUGGCACCACUAGAUGUUUGUUCAGUUCAAGUGGAAAUGGCUGAAGCAGCAGAGAGCAGACUAGAGAGCGGCUUUGUGCGCUGAUCUAGGGUUGUGAGUGAAGGGAAUGGUCUAAAUAACUUCAUAGGGCUCUCAUCUGUUGGCUGCCUCACCCUAGAGAUCCGCAUGUUAGAUGGGAUACAAGGUCUGAAGUAGUUCCUGAACUACUUGGGUCAAUGAAAAAAGACUGAAAUCUGAUCCCUGAAAAGGAAUCCUCUUCUGUGCUGCUGCUCCUAGGGCAGAAGUUAAGGACAGUCGUGUUCUCAGCUGCAUCAGGGCUGUGGUCUGCCUUGGCGCACACAGAAGGGAUUGCUCCAUCUUCACACCUCCUGUGCUGCGAUAAGAACAGAUCCAGCCGGGGCAGGAAAGAGCCCUCUGAGCAUUCAUGGGGUGGAGGACUUGCUGAUGCUGUAGUUGAUCGUCCUCUUGCUGGUCUGAGUGCAGCUGUACACAGAUCAACUCUGGCAGUCCAACCAACCUGCGUUCUCAUUCAAGUUUAAUAGUGACUUACUUGCAGUUAGCAUUUGGUCUCUUAAAUCACUGUUAAAGUGGGAUAUAAACUGUCUUCCACCCUACACGGUGCUUUUCUCCCCAUCUUCUUGCUGCAGCUGCUCCUCUCAACUAUUAUGGGGAGCGUACCUUAUCCUGAUGCUUCAGCACGUUCUGUUUCAUGGUGCCAAUGCUUAGGGAAGAGCCCUCGCAGCUCGAGCAUCUUCCUACCUUAAGGAGCAUCUUGCAUCUUCCAGCAGUCUCACUGACACACUGCUCCAACACCCCUGAAGCACUUGCCCUGUCCCCUACUUGUUGCUUCCCUUCCUUGUGUGGCUGAAGCCUGGCUCUCAGCACUGCAGUCCCUUUCCCUGUAUAACCUCAUGCAUGGCAGCCACGUUUGCCUCCCUGUCCGUUCUCCUUUGAGCCCAUCAGAAUGGGGAGGCAGGUUUGACCCUACUUACAGCAGCAAUAAACCGCGCCUAGAACUUGAGGGACCUCGAGGUGGAGGGGAUGUCUGGGACAGGCAGGGUCCAGUUGCAGCCCAGAGCCUCGCUUGAUCAUGAGUGUGCAGCCUAUAUGCAAAAUACGUCUUGUCUGUCCCUCCUGUGUUGACCCUGGUCUAAACAGCACAUGUGAUUGGCAUCCUGCAAAGUGACCUUCAGAACUCUCCAGUAGCUUUGCCCCGUGAGUAACUCACACUACAAAUCAUUUUAAAGAGAUGCACUCAACUAUUUUUUUAAUUUAAUUUUACUCUUAUAUUCUCUGCUCUUUGUAAUCUGCUUGGAAAUAAAAUGUUUUUUUCCCUGCA